Aureobasidium subglaciale EXF-2481 is the source of this 964-nucleotide messenger RNA. RefSeq lists its product as uncharacterized. The transcript has a single exon. The coding region runs from base 68 to 601 and encodes 177 amino acids. Lineage: Eukaryota; Fungi; Ascomycota; Dothideomycetes; Dothideales; Saccotheciaceae. The record is from RefSeq and is a predicted model, not a curated record.
CCCGAGAUGGUCGAGCAUCUCUACUCGUUACUGAUUCCACGCGAUCUGGGUAAAUACACGGCAUUGCAUGCAUGGUGGAAAGAUAUCGCUGAGCAAGCAAGCGAUCCAUCUGCCACUCGGAGACAAUAUGACUCGGACUGCUUGUUGUCAACCAUCAAGCAGCUUUCGAAUCACAGUCACGUCUACGAUCCUCAUCACUGCCCGUGAACUACGGUGGCUAACCACUCCCCACCCUUGUCCUAAGCUUCAUCACACCCGCCCACUCUCAAUGAUUAGAGCAUGGCAACAACGAGCUGAAGCAAGGCAAGUUAAUAUCCCAUAUCGACAUAAUCAACACAAGGAGUCUCGAAAAACUGCAUCUCGGUGCCAUCACUUCGGAUCCAGAAUGGUUCUUGCAUUGAGACAGCUAGCUGUCAUUGUGACUGUGUUCCGCACGUUGGGAGACUGGGCGAACAUGCUGGUAUGUAUACUCAGGUACAUCAAGUCAUUGCUAAGUCCCCAAAAGCCGAUAACUCCUUGCUCAACGACGGACUUAUCGGAGACUCUGGGAUUUAUCUUGAUCACACUGCUCACUGUGUACACUCCACUAUUUGACCAGUAGGGCAUAAAAAGGUGUUUGGCUGCGCUCUAGAGUCCACGACAAGCCGGUUUCCCUUCUGAUCACAGCCAACUUCUUGCUUCCAGUAUCAUCAUAUCAACAUGUCUGGAAAUAUAGUUCUGAUCAGCGGAGCCAAUCAGGGCAUUGGUUUUGAGAUCGCUAAACAACUGAGUGUCAUACCAAACUAUCAUGUUCUCCUUGGAUCACGAGGCUUAGAGAAGGGCGAAUCAGCUGUAUUGCAGAUCAAAAACGUUGGAGGAAGUGUUGAGGCAAUACAGCUCGACAUAACCGAUGGCCAAUCCAUAACAGCUGCACGUGAUUUGGUUGAGACCAAAUAUGGACGUCUCGAUGUUCUUAUCAAUGUAU